This is a messenger RNA of Aplysia californica (California sea hare), 2335 nucleotides long. Its product is annotated as mucin-5AC. The record is from RefSeq and is a predicted model, not a curated record. Lineage: Eukaryota; Metazoa; Mollusca; Gastropoda; Aplysiida; Aplysiidae.
CCGACACCGACACCGACACCGACAUCUCAAAGGGACGUUCUGUCCCCCAGCAGUACCACUUCCACUCCCAUAACAGCAUCCUUCACCAGUCGUUCUCCGCCUACCUUCUCACAUCUUUCGUCAUUUUCAUUGUCCGUCCCAGCUGGAAAACCGUCCUUGACAACGGAAUCGACAACUGGGAUAGAGGUUAGCUUUAGUUCUACAACAGACUCAACUUAUCUCACUGUUUCGACAUCUGGGGAAGUAGGAACAACAUCUAUGAGUGACACAGCCUUUUCUCCACAUCUUCAAACAACAGGCACUUACGUUACCAUUACCCGACCUACAAACCCAGACACAUCUACAGUUGGAACCCCUCCCCUCCACACAAUGUCAAAUAUUGGAGCUGGAUCGACAAAGACCAUUGGAAUGGGUAGCGCUGCCGUGCCGUAUGCGUCGACACUUGCUUUCAUGACGUCAUUGUCAUCAUAUUCCUCACUGACUUACGGAACAAACCUUCAGCACAGCUCAGACAGCUCAUCUUCCAUAGUUUCAUCUAUUUUGCCAUCUCGUGUAACAAAUGCCCCCGAGAUUUCUGCAACAGUUGAAUCUACACACGCCAACAGCAGUCAACAGGCUUUACUCCAAGCCACAAUUCUGAGGCUUAGAGAUGAAAAUUCAGACCUCGAAAGUCAAGUGACGGGUCUAUCUGUGGCCACUGGAAUCCUGGCUGCUUUAGUCGUGGUCCUUGUUGUACUCUUUGGGCUCUACAUGUGGAUUCGGAUGCGUCGCAAAAAGACCCGUGCACACAAAAACUACAUGAACAACAUAGAAACACAUGAACGGGCCGAGAGCCAGAAGACCACGACCUACUUCCGACCUCAGAGUUCUUACGACAUGCUGGACACAGGGCGCGGUUCGAGUGUGCUGUACAUCAAGUCCAACACAUCCGACUCUACAGAUGACGGUGGUUUCGUCUCGUUCUCUUCCCCACAGUCUCGAAAAGGUCAAGGAACUGUGGCCCCAGCUUCUCUCGAGCCUUGUAUAAUUGAGGAGAAAGAAGGGGGGAGAGUAAAUGAGACUGAAGUAAACAGUAAACUCGCGGACUCUACUUUCGGAUCCCGCAAGAAAGGGGAGAUAAAUGGCAAUACUUGUGAGUUAGACCACGAGGAGACUGAUGGACUUCAGGAAGGAGACUUUGUAGAAGUAGAACUUCGAAAUUAAUAACAACAGAUUCUAAAUAUAACGACUAUAAACCUGUAAUAUUUCUGAGAACCAAAGGGUUCACUAUUAUCAAAUACGACCUACUGAAGCUCCCACCACCUUCUUUCAUUCCGACAUGCCAGAUAAACAAUAAACGAGUAGCAUGGUAGUCUGCACAGACAUUGAUGGAUAUGCUUACUUCUUAUACCACAAGGCUAUCGUUAGAAUCUAUACCUCUACGAUCGAAAAAAAGAAAGAAAAAUGAAAACAAAGUUGACUUUUUCAAAAUUUGAUCUGGAGAAAUUUUCGUUAGAGAGCCCUGCAGUAAUCAGCACACAGACAUUUUCUGUAACGAGAAUUCAACUUUUUGAUCUUUUAAUCAUAAUUCAAACAUACUAAAAUUUCAGACAACCAAGCAGUAAAAUCCUGAAAAAGUUUUGCUUCUUUGUGCAUGUAUCAAAACGAAUAUUACCACUGUCUCUCAAACAACGAUAUGAGGACACGUAGUCAAUACCACUACUUAGUCUGAUAAAAAUUAAAUGGUCUUCAAGUCAAAGGAAUUGUUGAAGUAGAGUUCAGUCACUGGGAAGUAAAAAUGUAUCGAGUUCCCAGCCAUUGAAAUGAUUCAAAACAUUAUUAUGUCCCUUUAAACGCAAGUCUGACACUGUGAUAUAAUCGGUGACACAAUUUACCUGCUUAUUGGAGGUACAUUUGCUUGUUUGCUAGUGUUUACGUUGUCUAGAAUGCAGAGGGCUGCUGUUGGGAUGGGGUAAAGUGGGGGUGUCCGUGUCCACACAGAAACUGGCGUCUUUUUGGUCUUAUUGAGUUGAAAACCAACUUAGAAUCUCCAAAAGUUGGCAAGCACUCACAUUAGCUGGCAACACCAAGGCUCUAAACGAUAGCUUGUACAAUCAAUUCUCUUGCCGUUGGGGUUGUUGUCUUCUGUUUUGCUUUUAUUGCUUUCUUUUUUAGCCUGUCAUCAUUGAAGUUGAACUCGAUAAAAGGAGUUCCAUUAAGUAUGUCACUGAACAUCAUUACAAGGGAAUUGUACUUUGGUGGGAUGUUAAAUAUCUGAUAAGCUAUGCGUAUACCGAGUGUACUUUGUUCUCGAAGACGUGAAUCAUUGUUUUAAAAUUACAGUCUUUUGCAUACU